This is a messenger RNA of Tripterygium wilfordii, 1160 nucleotides long. RefSeq names its product transcription factor ILR3-like. Gene Ontology annotation, molecular function: protein dimerization activity; DNA-binding transcription factor activity. NCBI's taxonomy places the organism in Eukaryota, Viridiplantae, Streptophyta, Magnoliopsida, Celastrales, Celastraceae. Bases 207 to 968 code for a protein of 253 amino acids. The record is from RefSeq and is a predicted model, not a curated record. The transcript has 6 exons. Gene Ontology annotation, biological process: regulation of DNA-templated transcription; intracellular iron ion homeostasis.
UGGAAUUACCGAACCUCCAUAGGCGUUCCCCAAAUAUCGUUCGGAAUAGUCAGAUUCUCUUUCCCGAGAAAAAUAAAUCUUAUUUUCUUUGUGCCCAAACACCAUUGACGCUGAAUUCUGCCACGCAGUUUUUUUCCUGGUAGAAUCCACUGCCGGAAAAUCGUUCUGUUUUCCGGCAAUUAUUCAAUCACCUAUCAAUCGAAAAAAUGGUCUCACCUGAGAACACCAAUUGGCUAUCGGAUUUCGGAUUUAUCGACGAUAUCCCUGUCCCCGGCUUCAAUUGGCCCGUACAGGCCCUCAAUGGUUCCUCUAACAAUGGCGGCGUGGAAAUUGAUGGCACUUUUGGGGAUGUGGAUGUGGAUGCGGAUGCACAUAAGGAAUCUAACGCAAAGAAGAGCGUGGAAAUCGAUGCCACUUUUGGGGAUGUAGAUGCACAUAAGGAACCCAACUCAAAGAAGAGGGGUAGAUCUGAAUCAUGUGGUGCAUCUAGCUCCAAAGCAUGUAGGGAGAAGCUUCGGAGGGAUAGGCUAAAUGACAAGUUUAUGGAAUUGGGCUCUAUUCUGGAGCCUGGAAGGCCUCCCAAAACUGACAAGGCUGCUGUUUUGAUUGAUGCUGUCCGAAUGGUAACUCAACUACGGGGUGAAGCCCAGAAGUUGAAGGACUCAAAUUCGAAUCUCCAGGAGAAGAUUAAAGAAUUGAAGGCUGAGAAGAAUGAGCUUCGUGAUGAGAAACAGAGACUAAAGGCAGAGAAAGAGAAGCUAGAGCAGCAGCUGAAGACUAUGAAUACACAACCUAGUUUCAUGCCACCCCCUCCAGCAAUCCCUGCUGCAUUUGCUGCUCAAGGCCAAGCUCCUGGCAACAAAUUGGUGCCUUUUAUUGGCUAUCCAGGAGUUGCCAUGUGGCAAUUCAUGCCACCUGCUGCUGUGGAUACCUCGCAAGAUCAUGUAUUGCGCCCGCCAGUCGCAUAAGCUGGCAGCCUGCAUUGGUUUUAGUUUGCAUUUUGCCACCAACAAGUGUAUUUGUUUCUCAACUGAAGUAACUUUUUUUCUUCUAAAGUCUUGUAAUUGGAUUCUGUGGGUGACUGACUGUUGCGUUUCUGGAUCUUCGAUAAAGUGUUGCUGGUUUUAAGAUGUAUGUGAUAAGGAGUUCAUAUCUGGCAA